ACUAAGCUGAAGGCCCGCAAUUCUGACCUUUGACCCGCCGUGCUGUGCCCGCCCUCUUCUCUCAUCGCUCGCCAUUGUGGGAGCCGCAGUUUCGGCCAUGCCGUCGCACAAAACUUUCCGGAUCAAGCGCUUUCUCGCCAAGAAGAUGAAGCAGAACCGGCCGAUCCCGCAAUGGAUCCGCAUGAAAACCGGCAACAAAAUCAGAUACAACUCAAAAAGGAGACACUGGAGAAGGACCAAACUUGGCUUGUAAGAAGAUUCACUCCCUCUGACAGCUCUGCCAAGUGGGAGAAUGGAAUUGUGGAUCUGAGCGGAACAAUAUUUUCUUUAUUUUCUAUUCUUGAAAAAUAAAGCUGUUGGUGUUUGGCAACUGUA
Mobula hypostoma (lesser devil ray) is the source of this 375-nucleotide messenger RNA. RefSeq names its product ribosomal protein L39 (gene rpl39). NCBI's taxonomy places the organism in Eukaryota, Metazoa, Chordata, Chondrichthyes, Myliobatiformes, Myliobatidae. Gene Ontology annotation, molecular function: structural constituent of ribosome. Gene Ontology annotation, cellular component: cytosolic large ribosomal subunit; ribosome. The record is from RefSeq and is a predicted model, not a curated record. Gene Ontology annotation, biological process: translation. The transcript has 3 exons. The coding region runs from base 98 to 253 and encodes 51 amino acids.